AUGAGCUUUCGACGUUCGUCGACACGUGUUAAACCACCCAAAGCAACAAUUAAAAUACUUUGUGUUGGUGAUGGAAAAACGUGUUUGUUAACCGUCUUUGCAACAAAUGAAUUUCCCUCGGCUUAUGAGCCAACUGUUUUUGAUAAUUUUGCUUGUGUUAUGAAUCGAAAUUCAAAAACAUCGUAUAAUCUUGAAUUGUUUGAUACAGCUGGUCAAGAAGAAUGGGAACAACUUCGUCGAAUGAUGUAUGCCAAUACAGACGUAUUUUUAGUAUGUUAUUCAUGUAUGCAACCAUCUUCAUUUGAUAAUGUCGAAAAAAAAUGGAUACCUGAUGUUCGCAGUCAUGACCCAUCAAGUCUUGUCGUUCUUGUUUCACUUUGUAUUGAUUUACGUACAAAUAACAAUUCAAUGAAUUCUCAAACUGAUCUUGUAUCAUUACCUAUGAUAACAACACAACAAGGUUCAGAAUUAGCUAAACGUUUAAAAUGUAAUGCAUUUAUUGAAUGUUCAUCAGUACUUCGGUUUCAUGUUCGAGAAGUAUUUGAAUGUGCUAUUGAUGUAUUUGAACGUGAUUAUCAACGAUACUCUGAUCAAUAUUGUCAUGAUCAUCGUAAAUGUCAUACAUGGAUAUGUUGUCUUAUGUGUUGUUCAUCAAAAAAACAUAAACAACAAAACAACAAAAAUGAUAAGUCAGAUCAAUAUUCUUACAAUCCAGAAUGA
This is a messenger RNA of Rotaria sp. Silwood2, 720 nucleotides long. The record is from the annotation of a GenBank genome assembly. NCBI's taxonomy places the organism in Eukaryota, Metazoa, Rotifera, Eurotatoria, Philodinida, Philodinidae.